CUCUGCGCAGGCUCGGGCGCAGGUUGCCGCAGAGAGGGGCCUCAGCUGUUGUGGUUAUUGUGUCGCUCCUCCCCCACCCGGACCCCGCGGCGAUCCAGCGCUGCAUGCCAGUCGCUCUAGCCCCAGCACCCGGGACUGCGGACUCCGUGACCCUGUCUUCGGGCCUGUCCGCACCGGAGCAACUCGGGACUGCUUAGCACCCCGCAUGCCGUAGGCAGGCUGUAUCCUGCGUUUUGUUGAUGUAGCUUAUGAAAGGCGCCGACUUCCUUCGUUCAGAAGAUCACGACCCAUUUAAAUUGGAUGGAGUCAUGUACUGUUUUUUCGUUUUUCCGUAAGGAGUCUAAAGUUCAGACAUGGGAAAGUCUUUUUCUCAUUUGCCUUUACAUUCAAAUAAAGAAGAUGCUUAUGAUGGAGUCACAUCAACUGAAAAUAUGAGGAAUGGAUUGGUUAAUAGUGAAGUCCAUAAUGAUGGAAGAAGUGGAGAUGUCUCUCAGUUUCCAUAUGUGGAAUUUACAGGAAGAGAUAGUGUCACUUGCCCCACUUGUCAAGGAACAGGAAGAAUUCCUAGGGGACAAGAAAACCAACUGGUGGCAUUAAUUCCAUACAGUGAUCAGAGAUUAAGGCCAAGAAGAACAAAACUGUAUGUGAUGGCUUCUGUGUUUGUCUGUCUGCUUCUUUCUGGACUGGCUGUGUUUUUCCUUUUCCCUCGCUCCAUCGACGUGAAAUACAUUGGUGUAAAAUCGGCAUACGUCAGUUAUGAUGUUCUAAAGCGUACAAUAUAUUUAAAUAUCACGAACACACUAAAUAUAACAAACAAUAACUAUUAUUCUGUUGAAGUUGAAAACAUCACUGCACAAGUUCAAUUUUCAAAAACAGUUAUUGGAAAGGCACGCUUAAACAACAUUACCACUAUUGGUCCACUGGAUAUGAAACAGAUUGAUUAUACAGUACCUACUAUCAUAGCAGAGGAAAUGAGUUAUAUGUUUGAUUUCUGUACACUGACAUCCAUCAAAGUGCAUAACAUAGUACUCAUGAUGCAAGUUACUGUAACAACAACUUACUUUGGACACUCAGAACAGAUAUCCCAGGAGAGGUACCAGUACGUUGAUUGUGGAAGGAACACAACUUAUCAGUUGGGGCAGUCUGAAUAUCUAAAUGUACUUCAGCCACAACAGUGAAAACUGAGAGAUGCACCUGGAGAAGAAAUACUUAUUGAUAUUUUCCAAACCCUGAAGGAUGAGGUACUUACUUCCUGAUAGGAGAUCUUAAAUUGAACAACCUAAAGUUUACACUUCUGUUUUAAAAGUACAGCUAAGAGUAUGUGGACUUUUAGGUUAUUACGACUCUCCACUCUGUGUUCAUGGUAUCUGUACCAGGAUCUUUUACUUGAAUCUAAAUUUACUGAUUGGUUUUCUUUGCUCCUGGUCCCCAAAGGGGAAAAGUAAGACUUCUCCUACAGGAUAAUAAAUAAUUAUUUAAAAUUCAUAGGUCUAAUCACUACUGAAAAGAUAAUUGAUGAUUUGUGAUGAAUAUAAUUAUGUGAUGAACAUAAUUUGAGAAAUUUUAUUUCUGAAUGUUUUUAUAGAAAAUUACUGUGGGCCUAUUCAUGAAGACAUUUAAAGAGUAACCUUUUUUUCCCUGUUUUAUAAAUUCCCAUUGCUACUUGGUAGUAUUUCAGCUGUAUGCUAUUUUAGCUUUUAGCUAAAUGUUUUUAUUUUUUCAUUUUGAAAUCUUACUCAUUUGCAUGUUUUUGUCAGUCUUCAUGCUAUUGCUUGCAUAACACUUAAUAAAGCAAAAUAAUCUUUGCAAAAUUCUGUACCUAAAAUUUUUUAAAACCCCUAAAUAAUGUGCUUCACAUGUCUUUCCAUGUUAGUUAUAAUUGUGUGAAAUUUUUAUGUAAUCUUCAAACAUAAUCAUUUAAUGUACAGUAUUGUAAAUAAAUUCUGCAUGGCUUUUAUGUAGCUUUAAUAAAUGUCAAAUAAAGUGGUACAGAUUUAAAAUAUAGUAAGUUGCUCAUAAAAAUUUUUUAAAAAAGGAAAAUGAUAUUCAGAAACCUCUAGAAUGUAUGUUUCCAAUUACAUAUUAGAUCAGGCAUAACAUAGAUUUGAAAUAAAAUAUUUUGAUGCUCCACUUU
Molecule: messenger RNA, 2134 nt
Organism: Kogia breviceps (pygmy sperm whale)
Lineage: Eukaryota; Metazoa; Chordata; Mammalia; Artiodactyla; Physeteridae
Source: RefSeq, a predicted model, not a curated record